Molecule: messenger RNA, 1600 nt
Organism: Pterocles gutturalis (yellow-throated sandgrouse)
Lineage: Eukaryota; Metazoa; Chordata; Aves; Pterocliformes; Pteroclidae
Product: photoreceptor outer segment membrane glycoprotein 2
Exons: 4
Coding region: 296-1390 (364 amino acids)
Biological process (GO): visual perception
Cellular component (GO): membrane
Source: RefSeq, a predicted model, not a curated record
GAUUAGAGAUGAAAGAGAGAUUAGCAUGGGCAGGAGAGUUGGAGGGUUUUUCUCCGUCUCCAUUGGUGUGGCAGUGUAAGGGCAGAAGAGCUACACAGACAUCAGGAAAUCAGUACCUGUCUUCCUCAGGAUGCCUCAUCCAGGUAUUCUCUGCCCUGUACUCAGCAAGUUACAAGUUUUAAGAUCCUGUUCAGUCCUCUGAAAGAGAUUUCUACCGCAUGCCUUGGAUACAUGCUCCUAAGCAGCUUACAAGCUUUCCUUGACCUACGCUGCUUUUCCUAACACUGAUCUGACUAUGGCUGUCCUCAAAGUAAAAUUCACCAAAACUAGGAGGGAGAAAUUGGCUCAGAUCUUAUGGAUCCUCAACUGGGUCUCUGUAGUGAGCGGGAUCAUUCUCUUCAGUCUUGGCCUCUUUCUAAAAAUAGAGAUCAAGAAGCGCAAUGAAGUGAUGGCAAAAGGGGAUGUUAACUCUCUCCCCAACAUGCUGAUCUCUGUCGGGGUCAUAGCAUGUAUCAUCAACUUUCUGGGUGGCAAAAUCUGCUAUGACUGCUCAGACGCCAACAAGUGCUCUCGAUGGAAACUAGUUAUGCUCCCAUACAUUGUGUGUACCUUCUGUUUUACCUUCUGCAUCCUGGUGGGUGCUCUCAUGUGCUACACCAUGAGAAACGAGCUGGAAGAGUCUCUCUAUCUGGGACUGAGGGAUGCUAUUAAGUUCUAUAAGGACACAGACAUACCCGGACGAUGUUUCUUAAAGAAAACAGUGGAUAUGUUACAAAUUGGAUUCCAGUGCUGUGGAAACAAUGGCUUUAGAGACUGGUUUGAAAUUCAGUGGGUAUCUGCUCGUUACCUGAAUAUGGCUUCCAAGGAAGUUCUGGACCGUCUGAAGAGCAAUGUUGCUGGAAAAUUCUUGGUGGAUGGAGUACCCUUCAGCUGCUGCAACCCCAGCUCCCCGCGGCCCUGUAUCCAGUACCAGCUGACAAACAACAGUGCUCACUACAACUACGAUUUCCUGACAGAGGAGCUCAACAUCUGGGUGAAGGGGUGCAGAGAGGCCCUGCUGGAUUACUACACAGCUAUUAUGAGAUCCAUUGGCAUUGCAGCGUUGUUUAUUUGGUUGUUUGAGCUCUCUGUACUUAUCGGUGUCCGGUACCUACAAACAGCAAUGAAGAAUGUCCUUCUGCUAGGAGAUUUGGAGGGUGAAUCAGAUGGUUGGUUACUAGAAAACAGCUUUGUGGAAACUGCCAAAUACAACAUCAAUAUCAUUAAGAACCUUGGCAAAGCCAACCAGAUUUCUACUGUCUCAGGCAUGAACGACCCCAACAUCGAUGUUCAAAACACGAACUGUGGCAAAACCAAUGUUACAACAAAAUCUAUCCCAGUAGGUAGCUAGGCAAGUCUUCAAAAAAAGGACAUCACAAGGGUACCUUUGACAAAUUACAGUCUUGCAGUUAGCAUAUUUUUUUACUGGUGGGGGGAAAAAAAAAAGGUAUGAAAACUAGUAAGACAAUUGAAAAAAUCACAGACUGGUGACAGCUCCAAAAAUGCUGAUACUUCUUUGACUGGAUGUAUUUUUUCUUAUUCUUGUGAAAACCCUGAUUUU